UUUUAUCUGCAGAUACCGAUGUCGUGCCGAUAUUAUCGUGCAUCCCUAAUUAGAAACUCUGUAAAUCUACAAAUACAGAAGGCACAUCAGAGGUUGCCCAGUUCAAUCCAGAUGGUGUACUUUACAGGUAAAACACAAAUAAAAUGUUUUUCUUUUUUACAUUGUAAAUAUAUGAAUCAGCAUGUCUUUAAAAAGUGAUGUCCCAUUAAAGAUGAGUUUGAUUUUUGUAUAGAUAUGUAUAUACAUGUGGAUGCUGGAGCUUUCAGGAUUGCAUCAUCAGUGCUGAAAGAAGAAAAAAAAACGGGGUGGGGAUUGUGAGAGUGCCUGCUUAAAACUGUAUAAAUACCGUGCAGCAAAAGGUCUGAUCCACUAGAUGUCCGAUCAUGUCAUUGGAUUCAUAUUCCAUUUCUAGGGAGCUCACCGCUGAGCAAACAUACUUACAAUCAAACACACUUGGAUCCAGCAAUCACAGCCUUCUGGACAACUGUGUUCCUUGCUCAGGAAAAACAACGGCUACACCAGCCUAUGUGGCUUUGUAUGUGUCUGCGAUAAUUGUUGUGAUAAUAACUGUGUUGGGCAACUUGCUUGUCAUCACAUCGGUGUGUCACUUUAAACAGCUUCACACACCAACUAAUGUGCUCCUCUUCUCCUUAGCUGUGGCAGAUAUUUCCGUGGGAAUAUUUGUGAUGCCACUGGAAUUUAUCUGGAUGAUAGAAUCAUGCUGGCUUUUUGGGACAACUGUUUGUGCUUUUUUCAACUUUGUGUUAUUCCAUUUAACAUGUGCAUCUGUCCAUAAUGUGGCUCUUAAUGCAGUGGACAGGUACCUGGCUCUGAGCAAUCCCUUCUUCUAUUCCAGAAAAAUCACUGUGAACCUUGUUGUUGUUGUGGCCUCGCUGAACUGGAUGUUUUCUCUGGGGUACAAUUUAGCUGUUCUGUACUGCAACGGUUUUUUCACUCACGCACUGACACCGUGUCCAUACGACUGUCUCAUUAUUGUGAAUGAAAUAUGGUCCUUUGUUGAUCUUGUGGUGGUGUUUGUAUUACCUUGCUCCAUUAUGAUUAUACUGUACCUGAUAAUCUUUGCCAUUGCCAAAAGACAUGCCAAUGCCAUCAGGGCAGCUAAUAAUCAGGGUAAUCCAAAUGCCGGCAAGAAUGAUCACGUGCCCAAACGAUCUGAGAGAAAAGCUGCUAAAGUGCUUGGAAUACUUGUGUCUGUCUUUUUGUUAUGCAUAGUGCCAUAUUACAUAUGUAGCUUUAUGUCUGAGGGUAUCAACAGCCAGAUUUUUAAUGAUGUGUUAAAUUACAUGGCAAUCCUACUUUACCUGAAUUCUUUGUUCAAUCCAAUUAUUUAUGCUUUGUUCUACCCAUGGUUUAAAAAAAGCGUGAAAAUAAUUGUAAGGUGUCGUAUAUGUAGCCCAGAAUCCUCUCUCAUGCAUGUGAAGUAAUUUUGGCGAUUAGCCCUCAAUAUUAAAACAAUCAAUUGAGACAGAUUUUUGUGUGCAUGUGACCUUUUCUUUCCAUAUAUGUGCAUGAUGUAAUAUAUUAUGGUUUCAUCUUUUUCAUUGAUGGAACAAUAUAUACACGUUCAGUAGUGCAUUGCACUGACAUCUGCAAUAUGACAUUUCCCCUAUGAGAACAACCUCAUAAAUACUAUAUUAUCAUGUUAUUUGACUCUUGCUUUUUCACAUACCAUUUUAUUAUGCUCAUGUCUGUUCACAUAAAUAUUUUUUAUUUUGAUUAUGUGUUUUCACCA
This is a messenger RNA of Clupea harengus (Atlantic herring), 1753 nucleotides long. Its product is annotated as trace amine-associated receptor 13c-like. Gene Ontology annotation, molecular function: trace-amine receptor activity. NCBI's taxonomy places the organism in Eukaryota, Metazoa, Chordata, Actinopteri, Clupeiformes, Clupeidae. The record is from RefSeq and is a predicted model, not a curated record. Gene Ontology annotation, biological process: G protein-coupled receptor signaling pathway. Gene Ontology annotation, cellular component: membrane.